UGAGGCGACGUGUCGCUGGCCCGGCCGAUGGCCGCCGCCCGCCCGCCGCGCUCCGCGCCCGCGCUGACCCAUGUAUUUGAAGAGGCCGGCGGGCGGCCUCGCCUUCUGCCUCUUCUACCUGGCCUCCAGCUUCACCAACAAGUAUGUCCUGUCUGUCCUGCAAUUUACCUACCCUACCCUUUUUCAAGGGUGGCAAACAUUGGUGGGUGGACUUCUGCUUCACAUCUCCUGGAAGCUGGGCUGGGUGGAGAUAAACUUGUGUUCAAGGUCUGAAAUCCUGUCAUGGCUUCCUGCAUCAGUACUUUUUGUGGGCAUUAUUUAUGCUGGCUCCAGGGCACUGUCUAGAUUGCCAAUCCCGGUGUUCCUCACUGUGCACAACGCGGCAGAAGUCAUAACCUGCGGGUUCCAGAAGUUCGUGCAGAAAGAGCAGACCUCUCAUCUGAAAGUCUGUAGUGUGCUGUUCCUCCUGGCAGCAGCAGUGUGCCUUCCUUUGUGUGACACACAGUUUGAUCCAAAUGGAUAUUUAUGGGCUCUAAUUCACUUGAUCUGUGUUGGGGCUUACAAAGUAUUUCACAAGUUGUGGAAACCUGGAUCUUUAAGUGAUCUGGACCAACAGUACAUCAACUAUGUGUUCAGUGUAGUGCUGUUGGCCUCUGCAUCCCAUCCAGCAGGUGAUCUCUUCAGUGCCUUGGAUUUUCCAUUCCUUUACUUCUACAGGUUUCAUAGCAGCUGCUGUGCCAGUGGACUGUUGGGAUUCUUUCUGAUGUUGCACACAGUGAAGCUAAAAAGCAGCACAACCUCAGGGCAGUAUGCAGCCUGGAGUUUCCUUGCAAAGGUUAUCACUGCUAGCUUAUCCCCGUUCUUCUUUGUCAUGACUGCCAAUGUACUAACAAUUUCCUGCCUUGUGAUCGGUGGAGUUGGAGAAGCGUUGCUUGUUUACACUGAAAGGACAGGCACAUAAAGAGGAACCAGAUCUCACCAGAUGGAACAGAGCUGACUUGCAGCCUAGAGACACUAUCAUGAAAAAAAAGUGGCAGCAGGAAUGAAGAAGUGCAACCAAACAUGAGGAAAGGGAUCUAUUGUUUUUGGUUUUUUUAAUUAAGAAAAGAACCUAUGCUAUUAAUAGUGCUGGUAAGGGAGCAGCAUAGAUGGCAGAGAUGGUAAGGAGCCUUUGCCUCAAAGCACAAGACCAACUAUACCAGAUUGAUGUGGUAAAGAAAAAACUGCACUGUAUCAUGCUGAUGGCUCUGUGUGAGCACCACUCAGUAGCAGCUUCUUGCACAGGGAGCUAAACUCAGGAAAAGCAGCAUUCCCCACUGGAUGCCCCUGGUGGUUUUUUGUUUUGGAUUUUUUAUUUUUUUUUUUAAGCAGACAGCAGGUCAUACCAAACAACGUAUAAAUUCAGGAUCUGGAAGGCUGGAUUUUGCCUCCAACUGUUCUGUAAGCAGCAAGCUGCCACACACAGGUCUCUAGUCAUGGUGUCUGAACUGGCACAGGGACUGAGGCCAAAGGGCUUGUGGAGAUAAUCCCCUUCUGGAACUGUGGCAUUUUGACAGCCUUUCAGAAAGGGAAAAUCAGCAAUAAAUCUCAAUAUCUGUA
This is a messenger RNA of Passer domesticus (house sparrow), 1599 nucleotides long. RefSeq names its product transmembrane protein 241 (gene SLC35D4). Bases 71 to 961 code for a protein of 296 amino acids. Gene Ontology annotation, cellular component: Golgi apparatus. Lineage: Eukaryota; Metazoa; Chordata; Aves; Passeriformes; Passeridae. The record is from RefSeq and is a predicted model, not a curated record. Gene Ontology annotation, molecular function: GDP-fucose transmembrane transporter activity; antiporter activity. The transcript is spliced from 15 exons.